Molecule: messenger RNA, 1563 nt
Organism: Emiliania huxleyi CCMP1516
Lineage: Eukaryota; Haptophyta; Isochrysidales; Noelaerhabdaceae
Exons: 5
Coding region: 94-1509 (471 amino acids)
Source: RefSeq, a predicted model, not a curated record
GGGCGAGAGAGCUUGAAACCUCAGCUACGCUCGUUCAUCGCGAUUGGCCGGCCUACCCGUUGGCCAGGCCUCCGAGGGCACACUCUUACACACAUGCGCGCGGUCACUACUGCGAGGCGGCUCGUGGCGUGGCGCUCGUCGCUUGGCGUCGCCUCCUCCGUGCGAGCUGCAGGAUCGGGCGCCCUGCUGGGGCCGAUGGGCAGCGAGGCAGCUAGGCCCAUCCCCACCCCGCUGGCCGACGGAGAUGCUGACGACUCCACCUUCGGAGUGCCCGCCCAACACGGGCUCGGCUCGCCGCGUGGCCUCGCGCUCAUGACCAUCGCGGCGGCCGGCCAGCCCGGCGGUCCAUCCGCGCAGCUGCUCGCCGCCUGUGGCUCUGCGGCCGCGCCCGCGCUCGCGCAGGAGUUGUCGGCGCGCGCUUCACGCGAGAGCGCGCCGCUGCCCGAGGAGAGCCUCGGCCAGCUCGUUCUCGCGUGCGAGCCGGGCGGCGCAGCGGUGGUGUGCCGCGCCUUUCGUGCGUCGGAGCGGCUCGGGCUCACGCCGGGCGGGCGGGCGCACUCGAGCACGCUGCUCCGCGUACUCCGCCUGCUCGGUCGCCUCGGCGCGGCGCGGAUGGCGGCGGAGCUCUACGUCGAGUGCGUGCUGCGGGCGGACCAAGCGUCGCGCGGCUGCCGCAGGACGCAGGCGAAGCUCCUCACCGCGCUGUGCCUCGGAGGCGUGCAGGCGGGCGAGGGGGGCGCGGCGAGCGCUGUGGCUGCGGCGGCGGCCGAGGCGGUGCAGGGCGGAGGAGGCGGCGCCGCGCUGCGCCUCGACCCACUCGCCCUGGGCGCCGUCCUCAACGUCGCCAGCCGUGCCGCCGACGCAGACGGCGCCGCGGCGGCGCUCGAGGCGCACGCCUUCGGGGCCCGCCUCCCUCCUCCCGCCUCCCGCCUCCCGCCUCCCGCCUCCCGCCUCGCUGCCGGCGACGGUCCUCCGUCUGUCCGCAGGCCGACAGAGCUGUGGCGCAAGCUGAGCGAGAGCCAGCGGCAGCGCGCAGUGACCGACUGCCUCCGGCUCGUCGAGCUCAACGCGCUGCUGGACACGUGCGCCGCGGCGAGGCGGGCGCCCGACGCGCUUCGGCUGCUGCGUCACUCGGCGGAGCGCGGGUUCGCCGCCGACAUCAUCAGCAUCACGACCAUGCUGAUGGCGUGCGCGCGCGACUACAGCGACUGGGACGUGCUCGUCGAGGCGCUCGUCCUCUGCACCGAGCUGGUGGCGUCGCGAGGGAUCGGGCCGGCGGACGCAAAGGCGCGCCGCGCGCUUCUCUGGGUGCACGAGACGCGGCUCUGCGGCCGGCGCCACCCCGGCUCGAGAGAGGAGGAGGCGAGCGGGCUGCGGGCGCGGCGCGACGGCGGCAUCGCGGGGAGCGAGCGGGCGUACGGCGCGUGGUCCGCCCUCGCGGUCGCGCUGCACGUCGACCCGGCGAUGCUUGCGGCUGAGUCGCUCUCGGGGGGCAGUACUUCUGUGUAAAGCCGUAGGGCAGUGAGAGUCUUAGUUAUCUGCUCUUUUUGUAUUUUAUAUCAC